This is a messenger RNA of Homarus americanus (American lobster), 3960 nucleotides long. RefSeq lists its product as uncharacterized. The transcript is spliced from 7 exons. Gene Ontology annotation, biological process: synapse organization. The record is from RefSeq and is a predicted model, not a curated record. Gene Ontology annotation, cellular component: neuron projection membrane. Bases 166 to 732 code for a protein of 188 amino acids. Lineage: Eukaryota; Metazoa; Arthropoda; Malacostraca; Decapoda; Nephropidae.
GAGCUCAGGUCCCAAGUAGGCACUACGGCCGUCCUCCACUGCAUCGCCCAGAACGUAGGAGAGAAUACGGUGUCGUGGAUCAGAAAGGACUACCACCUCCUGACGGUGGGUUCUAAGCCUACAGCAGCGACGACAGGUUUCAGGUCCGCUACAUCAAGAACGAGAAUGACUGGCAGCUCCACAUCCGCUACGUACAGGUCCGGGAUGAUGGAGAAUAUGAGUGCCAAGUCUCCUCCCACCCCCCCGUCAGCCUCUUCUCUACCUUACAUGUCCUGGAGGCGACUUCAGAUCCUGGGAGGCCCUGAGAAGUACAUGACAGUGGGGAGUUCCUUGAGGCUCGUGUGUGUGCUGAGAGACAACACCCAGCCUCCUAGCUACGUCUUCUGGUACCACGACGAGCUCAUGAUCAACUAUCACGCCACCAGGGAGGUGAGGGUGGAGAACAACGGAGGUGUGAGUGUGCUGUUCCUGAACAAUGUACGACCAGCAGACUCCGGUAAUUACACCUGCUCCCCGUCCAACACCCGACCAGCCCACAUCUCUAUACACGUGUUAAAGGGUGGUGAGACUCCAGCUGCCAUACACUCAGGUGGUGCACGAUGUUGUUGUUGUCCUGUGUCGUCACUCAUGGUGCUGGUGACCACAGUCCUCUGGCUCACCUCCCACCACCUCCGCCCUGCCUCCUACACCACGGGUGUAAUAGGACGUGACCAAGGCCUGGCCGUCACUUAGAUAUAGAAGGUGGAGAGGCCGACGUGGGAUGCUGUGUGGCCUGUGUGUUACUCCUGCCGCAGGUGUGGGAGGACAUCGUGGCCUCUUGUGCGGGGCCUGGAUUAUAAUCCUGCACUAGGUGUGGUAGGACCUUGUGGCACUAGCCUACUCCUCGUGUGUGGCCCGGACUUCACUCCUGCAGCAGGUGUGGUAGAACCUUGUGACCCUGGUCUCCGCCAUGAGUGUGGCCCGAACUUUACUCCUGCAGCUGGUGUGGUAGAACCUUGUGGCCCUGGUCUCCGCCAUGAGUGUGGCCCGAACUUUACUCCUGCAGCAGGUGUGAUAGGACUUUGAGGUCCUGGCCUCCUCAUGUGUGUGUGGCCCGCUGAUACUAACUCUCGCUCGCCACUCUUUUGGCAAUAUAUCAAACGUCUGGUGGGAAAGUUUGUUGUUGGCUGACUGAUUCGCUGGCUGACUAACUCGCUGGCUGGCUGACUGACUGGCUGGCUGGGUAUGAAGCUCUACUAAGCUAGGGUGGGGACAGCCAGCCAACACCCUCCCACCAGCCACACACACACACACACACACAACAGUGAACAGUGACUGGUUGUGAUCUUUUAUAGUGACAUUAAUUUUUUACACUCAAGGAUUAUAUCUAGAUAAUUGAGAUAUAUUUAUAGAUAGUGUUUAAGGCCAGUGACUGUAUGUAUGUAUGUAUGUAUGUAUGUAUGUAUGUAUGUAUGUAUGUAUGUAUGUACACUGUAUUCACCUCGAGCAAAAAUAAAAUUAUAAUCUUUGAAAUUCAAACCUUAUAAUAAAAAACUGAAACUUAUAUCAGAAUAAAGCAGACUUGAUACCCGACGGGCGUCCUAUAACUGUUGUUGCCCAAAAAAAUAAUAAAUAAAAUACAUAAAUUGGCCAUAUAACUAAAGACAUCAAUGGAGAAAAAUGUUAGAAGCUACCGUGAAAUAAAUUCAUCUCAAACAUACGUCGAUACACUCAAACUGCUCCUGAGAGAACUGGCCCUAAGUCUCUGUUUAUCUGUCUGGGUUUGAAUUUCACAGAAGAUAUUCACGUUGUUGUAAAUCUUUCCUCUGCGUAUAAGACUCGCUCGCUAUCUGAACACUCUCUUUCUUCCCACCUGAGAAUGCUUCAACUUCUAUUUUUAUCAGAUAUUUCUAUAGUUUAUUCUGUCUAGUUUAUUCACUAUUCUGGUUCAUGUGACAGAUUAUCUUGUUUAUAGUUAGAGAAAUAUAUCGAUGUGGGUCUUGCAGGCGAUAUAAUGCUUCGUUGAUCUAUAAAACUAUUUUUUUUAUCUAUGAAACUGAGAUUUAUUGCUUAUUAAACUAAAAAUUUAUUUACCUGUGUGAAUGAAAAAAAAAAAUUAUACAUACGAAAAUGAAACUUCCUUUACCUACAAAAAAAAAUGCUGCUUUACCCCUGAAAAAAAUAUUACCUAUGUUAUUGAAACUUUAUCUGUGCAAAUGAAACUUUCUUUACACAUGGGACUGAAACUCCAAUCAUCUAUGAAACUGUCUCCUUCAGUAGCACGAUGGCGCUGUUCCCCGAGGUCCCUUCUGCAGGAUACACGGCGUUUUAACCAGCACUAUAUGAGCCCCACGUCUUGUGACACAACUCCUCUCGUGUCUACAGCGGGUGGGUGAGUCAGUGAGACACACAUGGUGGUAUACACAUUCUUGUAUUACUGGUAUACACACAGUGAUUACGAUAAGGGGUAAACACACACACACACACACACACACACACACACACACACACACACACACACACACACACACACACACACACACACACACACACACACACACACCACAAUGAAUCUAUACCAGGAACUAAACAAACACAAAGUUCAUGUAAAUGUACCUAUAGAGAAAAUUGCCAAUUAGCGAUAACAUCUAUGUAAUUUCUUUUUACUCCUAACUGGCCCAACGAGCAUGUAAAUAAUCACAAUACAUAUAAUAGUAUAACUUCAUACAAAACCUAACCUAACCUAGUUUAUAUAAUUAUAAUUUGUUGUAGUAUGAUGUGACACGACGGAUUAAUUGAAACAGAUUAACUUUUUAUCAUAUACGAAUUCAUUUCAAUUAAGUUGUAACAAUAAAAACAAAAAAAUGUCUGUAUUUCGCAAAAAUGUUUGUUGUUUUCUAAAGCUUAAUCGGCAAUGAUCCCUAUUAAAGGUAACAUAUUAACAUAUUCACAGUAUAUACGUGUACUGAAGAGGCUGCUCAAACACAGGUGUGCUGAACUCACUAAUAAUGACUCACCAUGGGAGUGAGUCACCUGACGGUGCAUCUGGCAGGUGGUCACACAGUACGGCUUACUGCCCAGGUGGAGGCGACUACCUGUGAAUAUUUAAUUAACGCUGAGAGCUGGAGCACUGACCAGGUGGCGAGGUAAUAUAAGGUCCGGGCUUACACGUGUCAACUGGUCACUAGUGUCACCUGGUCAUCACUUGGCCACUAGGAUCUCCAGGCCAUCAACGAGUCGCAGUUUCACCUGAUCUCAAGCGACACUAGAUCAUUACCUGGUACUUAGUGUCACCUGGUGAGCCAAGAUCCCUCUUGGCCAUACGUGCCAUCUGGUCACCACCUAGUCAUCACAGGGGGUCAUCACCUGGUCAUGAAAAUGCCACAUGGUCAUCAGCUGAUCAUGAAGGUGUCACCAGGUCAAUACAAGGGUCACCUGAUCACCACCUAGUUAUCACAAGGGUCAACUGGUCACCACCUGGUCAUGAAAGUAUCACCUGGUCAUCAGUACAUGUGACUGGGAUACUGCUCGUGUGAGUGUGACGUAACUUAUUGUCAACUGUUGCUCAAUCGCCAGUGUGUGUGUGUACUGUACUAUCAACAAGAUGUGUUAAGUUGUAUUUUUGUAAGUAGAUGACUCCUGUUCCGCGGUCAGUCAGUCCACACACAGACAUCCGCUCGAUUAAAAACUUUAUCAUUCUUAUCUUAAGGAGCUUAAGAUCACUGUUCAACUCACUAUAGGUUUAAUUAGUCGAAUUUAUACGUUUAACGAAUAUGAACAUGUUAUUAAAAAAAUUGUUCCUUUGUAUAUACGGCACUGACUGUUAAUUUGGACUCCCAUACGGUAUAGGAAAAUAUAAUGACUAUCUUUUGUAAGAUAUGUAUGGUAGAGCCAGCACAUGUAGUGCCUCGCUGUGAUAGGUGGAUCAUCUUUGUCAAAUAAAUGUAAACACAGCCCAGGUAAGACUCGGGCUGUGUCUUA